Messenger RNA from Ruditapes philippinarum (Manila clam), 1339 nucleotides. RefSeq lists its product as uncharacterized. Lineage: Eukaryota; Metazoa; Mollusca; Bivalvia; Venerida; Veneridae. The record is from RefSeq and is a predicted model, not a curated record. The transcript has 5 exons. The coding region runs from base 84 to 923 and encodes 279 amino acids.
CAGGGAAAAAAGUUAGUUUUUUUGCCAUGUUAGGGAAAUCAUAAAGAUGAAAGGAUGGUUCGGCUGUAUAUAAAUGGAAAGGUAUGACCGGUUUGUUAUUCACCCUGCAAGUCAUAAACUGUCAACAGAUCAUGGCUGUCACAAAAGCAUUCUUCCUAUUGGGCUUGGUAACGAUAGUCAAUGGACAUGGUCGGCUGAUAGAUCCGCCAUCCAGGUCAUCUGCAUUUAGAUUUGGCUUCAAUACACCACCUAAUUUUCUUCUGGACAAGCAACUAAAUUGCGGAGGAGUCUGGAAUCAGUGGCAGGUAAAUCAUGGUCGUUGUGGUGUAUGCGGUGACCCGUACCAGGGUCCACGUAAAAACGAAGCAGGUGGGGUAUACGCUACAGGAACAAUUGUUCAUACAUAUAAAGAGGGUACGCAGAUAAAUGUUGUAAUUGUUAAUUCAAAUAUAAUAUUCAACUUAUUUCAUUCUGCUGAGUUCCUAGUAAAAGCGUAUUAUCUUACAGACAUAACUGCCCCUCAUGGCGGAUGGUCCGAGUUUAGAAUUUGUCCUAACAACAACAUUCAUAAAGCUGUCACACAAGAGUGUUUUGAUCGAUAUCUACUGGCGACACCUAGCGGAGAAACCAGAUAUAUUCAUCAACGUGAAGCAGCUAAUAUUACAAUCCCUCUCGUGCUUCCAAAAGGUCUAACUUGCUCGCAAUGUGUUCUACAAUGGAAAUGGAAUACUGCCCAUGAUUAUAACUGUGACACAGUUACCAAAGAAUGUUGCAAAGGUUGUGGACCACAGGAGCAAUUCUACGGCUGCGCAGAUGUCGCAAUAAUAAAGACAUCAAGCGGUGAAACUUCGUCAACAACGAAAACGACAAAUCUUCCUAAUGAACCUGUCGGUUUCAUUCCUAUUGGAAACAAUUUCCCUUAAGCCGUCAGCAAGCGAUUUCUAUUUCUUGUUCUAUGGAAUUGAACGUGUUGUUUUGAGGGGAAAAGUUUGAAAACAGUUCAAAUCAGUCACUGAUUUUGCAUGUUUGCUUGGGAUUUGACGGAAGAGACAUGGCAUCUGAAAUGAUGGACAUUUAGAUCGUUAUAGUGAGGCAAAGUUAUGUUUACAUAGGAAAUGUGCACAUGAAUGUAAUUGGUCAACAACGUAAUAGAGUUUUGGAAGGGACAUUUCAUUGUACAGUUUUAUUUCCAUGUAUUAUUUGACAACUUGUAUUGUAAAUAAACCUUUGCUCUUUGUUUCUACAUGUACAUUUGUAUUUCUUUCAACAUUUUGUCUAAUGUUAGCUUUUUUAUAACAUGCGAAAAAUGUAAUAUAUUUACAAUAAAAGCUUUUUUCUA